Molecule: messenger RNA, 3827 nt
Organism: Cadophora gregata
Lineage: Eukaryota; Fungi; Ascomycota; Leotiomycetes; Helotiales; Ploettnerulaceae
Exons: 3
Coding region: 423-3707 (1094 amino acids)
Source: RefSeq, a predicted model, not a curated record
UUCAUAUUCUUAGAAUAUCAAGGUGCGGAACCAGAAGGUUUCUACCUGAAGUACACUCAAAUAGGGGGUGUUAGCCUGAGGCACUAAGGCACUACAGCCGGCUCAUCACAGCUAGCCCCUUAGGGCACUUUAAACUGAAGGAGAUGCUGACUCAUCACUCAAAGGGGCCCCUCAAAACUUUCCGCACCCUAUUAGACAUCACGAUUCUGGUAGCUUUCUCUCUACAUUACGUUCUGUCAUAUGAAAAGCGGGAGUCUGCAACAGCUCUCGCUUUCGUAUUACAGAAAAGCCAGUGUGUCUUAUCAACUAUGCACGCCUCUGAAAAACUACAAUCUACACCCGUGUACUUCUUUCUCCUGUCUCAGACCUAAUACUCACUCCCUUCAUCCCGGCCCUUACUAGUACUUAGAGGCUUCAACUUGAUGAUGAUAAGGCCCUGGCCGUUUAAAGGGCCCAGGACCGCGACUAGAACUACCACCAGACUCAUAUUUCCCACGUCCCUCAGAUGUCACAAUGAAGGAUUCUGGGCGAUUCAGCUGACCAGCCGACACGUCCCCAAACAUGACCGGAACUUCACUACAGAGGAGAAGCACAACUAUCCACGUGAUCAUACUUCGCGAACCAGAGAUGAUAUGCCUAUCGAAAAUGUUACGACCACGGAAACCACCCAUGGCGCUUUACAGGAUCAUAGAGGUUCCUACCUAGAUCAACGGGAACGUCAAUCUUCUGGCUCUAGGAGCUAUCAAGAACCCCGUUUAGCCUACUCCGAUCACUUCGGUACAAUUAAAAGGGAUUGGAGGUUGGCACAUUUGGGUAGGGCAAGUCGAGAUGAGAGUGAGACACCACAGGAAGUUGUGGUUGAAACCUCUAUACUCCCUGCCAGUUUUGGAAGCGGAAGCGUGGAGGAUUUUCCGAACGCACAAGAAUCGCAGGCACUUCACGACCAAUUUCGAGUUCCGCCUCUGAAAGUACAGGUAGCCGGUAAUGACUCGGGGCAAGAAGAGCUCAGGCUACGGCCAGAGAAACGACCGCCCAGGCGAGAGAGAAGACUUGCACUUCGCGCCGAACAGGAUGAGAGGAAAAGGCAAAAAGCUGUCAAAAAGCAGAGGGAUUCUGUUGAGCGGAAAAGCCUGAUCAAGGGCAGAAAUCCUUUGAAUGUAUUCGACAUCGAUCAGGACCACCUGCAAUCGGAUGUGGUUACAAAUCUGGCGAAGACAGAGGAACUUCAUAAUGAAGAUUGUCGGGACGAUGAGAUGCUCGUUGCCGCAUUGGCUGUCCAUGAUAGCGUGGUUCGCAAAGGGCUGCAAACCAAAGUUCGCUUCACCAAAGAGCAGCGUAAAAGUGGAGGCCAUAUUAAAUCUAUCCGGGAAUCUCUCAUCCUAGAUCAUUCCCGAACACGGACAGAACUAUUCCCAAAACCCUCUGCCAGAUUUGAAAGUUUCAAGAAAAACUCAGACCAUUCAAUCCAGUUGUCACAUUCAAAGGAAAGAAAGUCAGAAAAAAGUCGGAAAGCAGAUUACCAGAAGCGAAGCAGAAUGGAUGUUGGUGCUCCAUGGACAAGCAUAGGGGCCAAUCCGCAGACCAACGAGCCACCGGAGAAUCGUAUGCUAAAAACUCAACAACCCAGCCCUCCAAAGGUGGUGCUAAAGGCUGAAGACGAUGUGUCGAAUGGGACAAAAUAUCAACAAAAAAAGAAGGACGAAUCUUUAGUUCGUCAGUCACUAAGCCAACUGAAUACGCUGUCUAUUCGUGGGGACAACUCGGACGCCGAUUCGACCUCUCUUUUGGCAAACACUCCGAAUACGCUUUCAACAAAAGCUCAGGCUUCUGAUAUUCCCCUUCUCACUAAUGAGUUCGAUCCUGGUCUAGAAGAACUGACGCAUUCCACAUCCCUCUCACGCUCAGAAUUGGUCAGAAAAAGGAUAGCUCACUCAUCACGAGCAACUCGCCAAGGCUCCACCAGGGCUAUAUCCCCAGCAGUUCAGAAGUUUCGAGAUUUGUUAAGUACCCAGCUAUCGAACCCUUAUCGUCAUUUCAAACCACCGACAUCCAUAGCCCAUCCUACCACACCGGAAUCGCUAUCUAAACCAGAAGCUAUUCCCACGGAACUAGAGUCAAAAUCGAGGACAUAUAUCCCUUCUCAGGCUGGGUAUUCACAAUCGUUGAAGAAACUGUCUAGUCGCAUUUUGAUACAAAGUGGACGUCCACAAUCAGAAUCUGGCUCAAUUGGUAGUGUUGUUCUUGGAAGGUCUCAGUUGGAAGGUACUGCAUCUGCUUCGGGGUUCACCUCGGUUCCUUCGACUACCAAAGCCACUGAUCCUAUAAUAUCAGACACGUCCUCGUCUGCUCUAAGCGCAACGGAAGUCCGAUCAAAGCGUCUCUCCUGCAGGAGACAUGAUGUUGUACCGCCUUCCACUUCCGUGCAUCAAGAUCCCGAGGAACAAAGGCAAACAGAGGUGCAAGAGACCGCGAAAGAAGUCGAGAACCUAGUUACUUAUAAACCACUUCAACCUAUGCGUCCGGUAAAACCGAUCGCUUCUACCACUAGUCCCUCCCAAGACUCAAGAUCUGAAGAAGACAACACUUCGAACGCCAAAUCAACGAUCAUCUCAUCUACCACUAAUCUUUCGACUUUUUCUUCUCCUCCCACGAUUGAUAUCCCAUUAGCCAGCUUCCCUAUGAAUUCAGGAAUCCAGCUACCCACCGAGAUCGACGAAGUGGACCGGGAACUAGAACAGCCUAUCUCUAAAAGACCUGUUGUGAAGUCCUGGAAGCAUGACGCUGGGGCAGUAAUACGAUACCAUCUCGCAGCCACAGCAGACAACGAAAUGAUCCGGUACCAUUUCGCCGGAAAAAUGAGCCUCGAAUCCCCACCUCCCCGCUCACCAGACCAGUACCAAGCGCCGCCGCCUACUCACCCCACGUCCGAACCUGGAAGAACUCUUCGUCCUGAACAUACCCCUUUCCAAGAGUCCCAGACUCGAGAAACACAAGCGCCUUCCGUACUUCGCCUUGACAGCAGGAGAGAGCGCAAGAAACGCAAGAAAGAGGCCGCCAAGAUCGAGCGGAGAGUGAAGUUCUUGCUCAAGAAAGAGCGCAAGAAGGAGCGGAUGCUAGCAUCUGUCACGACGGACAAAGAGAGAGAGAUGUUGCGGCGCAAGCAGGACGUCAAGAUGGAUGUCUCGCUGAGGAUAGCAAAUGUGGCUCCGCGUGGCAUGAAAGGCUUUGCGCUUGCUAUGACAGCCGAGGAGCGGGAAAGAUACCUAGAGGCGAGUGACAUACGACAGAGAGCGAUAAUAGAUAUCCAAAACAAGGCGCUAGCGAAAGAGAGAAAAAAGAGGGAAGCCCAUGAGGAGAGGAUGAGGAGAUCAAGGGAGAAGAGAGCCGUGAGGCUAGAGAAAAGAGUAAGGGAGGGGAUAGAGAGGAACUCUUUGGUGGAGGUAGAAAUGGAGAGGAUGGCAGCUGCAAGAGCGAGUGCAGGUGAGGACCGGGGGAAACGGCCGCGUAACUAUGUGGGUGAUGAAGAAUCGAUUGAUGAGAAGCGACUCAGGUUGAAGAUAGAAGAUGAGUUAGGCCUGAAAAAGGAUUACAGGACUAAGAAGAGAACUGGCAAUCAACAUGGAAGUGGACAAAAGGAUAAGAAGAGCGCAAAGAAGAGGGGGACAAAGGGGAAAAUAAGAAGAUUGGGUAUACGCGAAGGUAGGUAGGGAUUUGUAAAAAGGAAAGUUUGUAUAAUUAAAAGAAAAUGUAGAUGUAUGACUAGCUUAGACAUUGUACCUUAAAUAUAUAUAUAUAUAUGUACGUACUCGAAAGACAGAGUCGCCCCC